This is a messenger RNA of Paralichthys olivaceus (Japanese flounder), 908 nucleotides long. The record is from RefSeq and is a predicted model, not a curated record. NCBI's taxonomy places the organism in Eukaryota, Metazoa, Chordata, Actinopteri, Pleuronectiformes, Paralichthyidae.
GUCAGGCUGGUUGGGUGGAGCAGCUGCAGCUCAGACUGAAUUCUGCUGAGAACCACAUCCAGCAGCUGCAGACAGACGGAGCAGAACAAACCUCCAAACUGAUGAACCUGCAGAGAAACGUGGACUGGAAAGAGGAUCUCCUGGACCAACUGAACACUGACGUGAUGAACAGACUGAGCGUCAUUCAGAGCGUUCAGCUCUCGUCGAUAGAGUCCAGACUGACGGGUCACAACAACAACACUUCAGAGCUGGAGGUCCGACUGAGUGAUGGUGAGAAACAGCUGCAGGACCUGAGGACAGAAAACACCGUUCAGAGCGUUCAGCUCUCGUCGAUAGAGUCCAGACUGACGGGUCACAACAACAACACUUCAGACGUGAUGAACAGACUGAGCGUCAGUGAGAAACAGCUGCAGGAUCUGAAGACAGAAAACACAGAGCUGGAGGUCCGACUGAGUGAUGGUGAGAAACAGCUGCAGGACCUGAAGACAGAAAACACAGAUGAGCUGAAGGUGGCGUUCUCCGCUGGUCUGACUGACUCAGGACCAGUUGGACCAUUUGAUGAAGAGACAACUCUGAUCUUCUCCAAAACCAUCAGCAACAUCGGUCGCGGCUAUGACCAGAUCACAGGUGUGUUCACGGCUCCUGUCAGAGGCGUUUACUUCUUCAGCUUCACGGCUGCAGAUUACCUGAAGGGCUACAUGGGUCUCUACCUGUACAGGAACAACCAGCCCAUCCUCUUCCAGCUGGACCUGAACGACCACGGCGGCUACACCUCCACAUCCAGCGGCGUGACGCUGCAGCUGGAGGAGGACGACCGAGUCCAUCUCAGUCUGCCGGCGAGCUACCGACUCUACGAUGACUCUCGGAACUUCAGCGUCUUCUCUGGUUUCCUGUUGUUCUCACUCUGA